AUGUUUUCAAACAAUUCAAAUUCAAUGUUUAGCAGAUCCCAGCCUUUUGGUGCAGCAUCCAGUACAAAUAGCACAUUUGGUGUUCAAAAUAAUUCGCUUUUUGGUAAUCCUAAUAAUAAUAAUGGUAUUAAUAAUAACACUGCACAAUCUGGAUUUGGUGGAUUUACGCAAACUAAUAAUAACAACGGUGGUGGCUCAAUGUUUGGCAAUAAUAUGAAUAGACCUCAAGGUGGAUUAUUUGGGUCGAACCAAACUCAAAAUAAUUCUCCAUUUGGUACACUGAAUAAUAACAAUAACAAUAACUCAUCAACUGGCGGAUUAUUCGGAGGUGGAAUGAACCAGGUUAAUAACACAACUAAUUCUUUUGGUUCUUUCAGUAAAUCUGGAAUGUCUAAUGGGUCUCUCUUUGGCAAUAAUAACAACAAUACUAACAAUAAUACUUCCAGUGGGAUGGGUUUGUUUGGUAAUCAACAGAAUGUUAACUCAUUUGGUCAGUCACAAAAUAAUACAUCUAAUAUGUUUGGAAACAGUACCAACAACAACAGCAAUAAUAAUAGUAAUAAUAAUGGUUUAUUUGGAUCUAAUUCUCAACAAAAUAGUAGCGGCCUAUUUGGAAAUAACAACAAUAACAUGAUGUCUUCAGGAGGGUUGUUUGGUAAUAAACCAAAUAUGGGUAGUUCAGGAGGGUUAUUCGGACAAACUAAUAAUAAUGGUAUGUUUGGGCAGAAUAGUAAUAACAGUAACAACAACAUGUUUGGACAAAAUAAUAAUAAUAAUGGUAAUACUGGAGGGUUAUUUGGCCAAAAUAACAAUAACUUUAACACAGCUAAUAAUGUGUUCGGAAGCAAUAAUAAUAAUAAUAGUAGUAGUAGUAAUACAGGCACAUCUUUAUUUGGUCAACAAAACAAAAUGGUAACUGGAAGCCUAUUUGGUCAAAAUAAUAGUACUUCUAAUAAUAUUUUUGGUCAAAAUACACAACAAAAUAGUAUGUUUGGUAAUAAUGCAAACGUUAAUAGUAAUACUAACAGUGGCUCUGGAAUGUUUGGCCAACAGAAUAAACCUAUGGGCGGUGGUUUGUUUGGACAAAAUAAUAAUACACAACAAGGUGGUGGUCUGUUUGGACAACAAAACCAACAAAAUCAAAAUAACAGUCUUUUUGGACAAAAUAAUAAUAACAUGCAACAAAAUAAUGGAUUGUUUGGACAAUCAAAUCAACAGCAGAGCAAUGGAUUAUUUAAUCAGGCUACUAAAAAUCAAACAGGCACGGGCCUCUUUGGCCAAAAUAAUAGCAUGGAUAAUAAUAAUAAUAAUAAUAAUAAUAAUAUGCAGAGUUCAGGGUUGUUUGGCGCAAAACCAAAUAAUACAAUUGGAGGUGGUUUAUUUAGUCAAAAUACUACUCAAAAUUUUUCUUCAGGAGGUCUAUUUGGUCAAAAUAAUUCUCAACAACAAAAAUCUGGUGGCUUAUUUGGCAACUCAAGUGCAACAGGAUUAAGUAAUACUGCUUCAUCUGGUGGUUUGUUUGGUAAUAAACCUUCUACAUCAACCACUGGGGGGUUAUUUGGUUCAAGUAAUACUAAUAAUAAUUUGUUCCAAAAUUCUUCCAAUUCUAGAUUAUUUGGCAAUAAACCCCAAGGUAGUACAUCUUUAUUUGGAAAUACGUCUGCAGCUACAAAUAAUGCUUCUGCAAAUACUGGUAGCACUGGUUUGUUCAGUUCGAAUAUCAACAACAACAAUGUUGCUGCUUCAACAAAUGGAACAGGUUUAUUUUCAUCCAGCAGUAAUAAUGUUAAUGCUAACAUCAAUACAACCUCUUUAGGUUUUGGAAAUAACGCGCCCUCCACAGGAUUAUUUGGAAGUAAGCCAAUUGGUCAAACAGGAGGUCUUCUCUCAACAAAUAGCACAAAGUUAGGCACCACCCAACAACCAUCAACAGGUCUUUUUGGUAGUCAGAUGAAGACAACUAAUCCAUUGAAUACAGGGGGUGCCCUCACUCAACAACCUUCUUUAUUACAACAAAAUCAAAUUACAAACAUUGGUGGGAAUUCUGUAACUUCAUCUGCAUCAACUAUUGAUGAGAGUCUUUUUACCAAAAUCAAUAUUCCACCUUCUAUUACACAGCAAGAAUCUGGGUCAGAUAGAGUGUUAAAUAUUGAUAUCAGUAGAAAAAAUAGAAUAUACCCUCUGCGUAGACAAGCUGUCAAGUCAUUAUUUGCAUCUAAGAAAUUAUUGGCUAAUGCAAGUUUGUCCAUUUCAGAUACUGCAACUAAUAAUAACAGCUUUUCUAAUUUCACCAAUGAUGCAGUAUCCUUAUCGAUUUCAGGAUCUACUAUAACUUCGGGAAAUAGUAAUAAAUUAUUAUUUAAUCCAGAUAAAGCACAUUUUAAAAAUUUGAUUAUUAAGAGAAAUACAGCUAGUAAUUUACCUUCUACUGGUGAUGAAGAUUCCAUCAAAAGAAUAUCCUUUGCUGUGAAUGACUCAAAGUCAGAAUCCGGUAAUAAUCUUUAUAGUCGUGCUCAAAGUGAAGCUUCUUCUGAUAAGGACAAAUCAGAAUCCAUCAUAUCUAUUCCAUUGCCCAAAACUCCAAUUACACCAGCAUCAUCUAUUGAAUCUAUAGAUGACACAAAACACAGAAAACUACCAGUAGUGUUAAAUGAUGAUGUAUCUUUUACUGAUGAUGGAUAUUAUAUUUCACCAUCUUUAGAAACGUUAAAAAAUACAGAUUUAGUGGCUUUGCGUAAAAUAUCUAAUUUAGUGAUAGGUCAUAAAGAUUAUGGAAAAAUUCAAUUUUUAAAAUGUGUGGAUUUAUCUAACAUUCCUUUAACUUCUCUUUGUGGUUCUAUCAUUAAUUUUCAAAACCGUUCCUUCUCAGCAUAUGAAAAUUCAUCUGUUAAACCAGAACCUAAUACAGGUAUCAAUGUUUCAGCACGUGUGACAUUAUUUAACUGCUAUCCAUAUACUAAAGGUACUAGAGAACCUAUCAGGGAUUCAAACCAUCCAAUGGUCAAAAAACAUAUUCAGACAUUGAAAAAUAUUCCAUUGAAUCACUUUGAAAGCUAUGAUCCAAAGUCAGGGACAUACAUAUUCACAGUUGAUAAUAUUGUUGUUGUAUAG
Arxiozyma heterogenica is the source of this 3111-nucleotide messenger RNA. RefSeq names its product FG-nucleoporin NUP100. The coding region runs from base 1 to 3111 and encodes 1036 amino acids. The transcript has a single exon. Gene Ontology annotation, molecular function: RNA binding; structural constituent of nuclear pore. Gene Ontology annotation, biological process: post-transcriptional tethering of RNA polymerase II gene DNA at nuclear periphery; RNA export from nucleus; protein import into nucleus. Gene Ontology annotation, cellular component: nuclear pore; nuclear pore cytoplasmic filaments. The record is from RefSeq and is a predicted model, not a curated record. NCBI's taxonomy places the organism in Eukaryota, Fungi, Ascomycota, Saccharomycetes, Saccharomycetales, Saccharomycetaceae.